Messenger RNA from Suncus etruscus (white-toothed pygmy shrew), 612 nucleotides. RefSeq names its product transmembrane 4 L six family member 19 (gene TM4SF19). Bases 1 to 612 code for a protein of 203 amino acids. Lineage: Eukaryota; Metazoa; Chordata; Mammalia; Eulipotyphla; Soricidae. Gene Ontology annotation, cellular component: membrane. The record is from RefSeq and is a predicted model, not a curated record. The transcript is spliced from 4 exons.
AUGGCAUGCUCAUGGACCUGCUCCCGCAUCUUGGGCCUGAGUCUUGGGACAACAGCCCUGCUGGCUGCUGGGGCCAAUAUAUUGCUUCUCUUUCCUAACUGGGACACGACCUACCUGUUGAGGGGCCUUGUCGGCAAGCAUGCUAUGCUAGGCUCUGGGCUCUGGGGAGGAGGUCUCAUGGUGUUCACAGCUGCUACUUUCAUCUCCCUGAUUGGCUGGGGAUGUUGCUGCUUCAAAAGUAGGGGACCCUGCCGAAGUAUACUUACUGCUCUGUUGGCAAGUGGCCUGGCUCUACUUGGGGCCUUGAUUUGCUUUAUCAUAUGUGGAGUUGCCCUGAAGGAUGGUCCUUUUUGCAUGUAUGAUGCUUCUUUCUUUAAUGAGACACACACUUGGAAAUAUGGCUACCCAUUCAAAGACUUGCAUAACAGGAAUUAUUUAUACAACCAUUCCCUCUGGACCGCUGUCUGCCUGGAACCUGCUAAAGCUGUAGUUUGGCACGUGUCCCUCUUCAUCUUCCUCCUGUGCAUCAACUUGGUCCAGAUGAUCCUGGUGGUGAUUCAUUUCAUGAACAGCUUCCUGGGUCUUUUCUGCAUUCUCUGUAAGAAGUCAUAG